Molecule: messenger RNA, 495 nt
Organism: Dentiscutata erythropus
Lineage: Eukaryota; Fungi; Glomeromycota; Glomeromycetes; Diversisporales; Gigasporaceae
Source: the annotation of a GenBank genome assembly
AUGCCUACCCAAUUUUUAAAAACUUAUUAUCGACGAGGUGCCAAUGUUUUAACACCGGAGAGGUCGAAGAAAUCAGAUGCCUUAAAAAUAAGGUCACCGCAUAAUAAUAAACAUCUGCAACAGAGUGGUGAAUAUGUAUUAGCUGAUAUGCUCCCAAAGGCAUCUAGCCCCAGCGAGACUGAUAGCAAGAAAAAAAAGACUGGAGGGACUAAGCCGAAAGAAAAAUCUAGGUCUAAGUCCAUUCGUAUUUCUAAAUCACCCGUUACUCAGAUGCCUCCUUUAGAACUGAUUCAACCAUUCUCCAUGAAUUUAGAAAGCUCAGAUAUAAACAAAGAGGAAUUAUGCACUUCACUUUCAGAAUCAGAAGAAUCAGAAGAACUUGUAUUAGAACUAUUACUAGAAGAAGUAUUGGAGGAAGUAUCUAAAUCUGAAUCUACAGUAGCGAGAUUAACCUUACCCUUUUUAGACUUCUUGCUUCUCUUUUUCUUUUUUUAA